AUGGCGGCGGUGGCGGCUGCACGAGCUGUGUCUGUGAGCCCUGGGCUCAGGGGCCUGAAACAGACACUGCCUCUUGUAGUGAUUCUCGGGGCCACGGGCACCGGCAAGUCCACCCUGGCGUUACAGCUAGGCCAGCGGCUCGGUGGCGAGAUCAUCAGCGCUGACUCUAUGCAGGUUUAUGAAGGCCUAGACAUCAUCACCAACAAGGUUUCUGCCCAAGAGCAGAAAAUGUGCCAGCACCACAUGAUCAGCUUUGUGGAUCCUCUUGUGACAAAUUACACAGUGGUGGACUUCAGGAACAAAGCAACUGCUCUGAUUGAAGAUAUAUUUGCCCGAGAUAAAAUUCCUAUUGUCGUGGGAGGAACCAAUUAUUAUAUUGAGUCUCUGCUCUGGAAAGUUCUUGUCAAUACUAAGCCCCAGGAGAUGGGCACUGAGAGAGUGAUUGACCGGAAAGUAGAGCUUGAAAAGGAGGAUGGCCCGGCACUCCACAAACGUCUAAGCCAGGUGGACCCAGAGAUGGCUGCCAAGCUGCACCCGCAUGACAAGCGCAAAGUGGCCAGGAGCUUGCAAGUGUUUGAAGAAACAGGAAUCUCGCAUAGUGAAUUUCUUCAUCGUCAACACGCGGAGGAAGGUGGUGGUCCCCUUGGAGGCCCUCUGAAGUUCCCUAAGCCAUGCAUCCUCUGGCUUCAUGCUGAACAGGCAGUUCUAGAUGAGCGCUUGGAUAAGAGGGUAGAUAACAUGCUUGCUGCUGGGCUCUUGGAUGAACUAAGAGAUUUUCACAAACGUUAUAAUGAGAAGAAAGUUGCAGAAAAUAGCCAGGACUAUCAACAUGGUAUCUUCCAAUCAAUUGGCUUCAAGGAAUUUCAUGAGUACCUGAUCACUGAGGGAAAAUGCACAGCAGAGACUAGAAACCAGCUCCUAAACAAAGGUAUUGAGGCUCUGAAACAAGUGACUAAGAGAUAUGCCCGGAAGCAAAACCGAUGGAUUAAAAAUCGAUUUUUGAGCAGACCUGGUCCCAGUGUCCCCCCAGUAUAUGGCUUAGAAGUAUCUGAUGUCUCGAAGUGGGAGGAGUCUGUUCUUGAACCUGCUCUUGGAAUUGUGCGAAGUUUCAUCCAGGGCCACACGCCUACAGCCACUCCAGUAAAUAUGCCAAGCAGUGAAACUGAGAACAAGAGAAGUUAUCACAUGUGUGACCUCUGUGAUCGAAUCAUCAUUGGGGACCGUCAGUGGGCAGCACAUAUGAAAUCCAAGUCCCACUUGCACCAACUGAAGAAAAGAAGGAGGUUGGACUCAGAUGCCAUCACCGCCAUAGAAAAUCAGAGUAUUUCCCCAGACCAUGAUAAAGAGCUUAUAGAAAAGGGACUCCUAAGGCAGAAUGAUGAAGAGCUGAAAUCCAGCGUUUAAGGGACUUGUCCAGUGGCCUUUGCAGAGGUGGCGGAGGUCCAGUUCUUUCAUUCAGCGGUGUGGUUUUCAAGUCUCAUGUUCUCUGUCGUGGAAACAGCAGGGCUUGUUAGCUCCUUGUGUGGCUGAUGUGUCUGGUCUGGUAGUGAUGAAUUUGGGAAGGGCUUUUUUUUCUUUUAACCUUAAAGGUUCUAUUUUUAAAAGAGGCACACAUUGCACUUUUUUACAUUUGAUCUUUUUGGUGAUAAAUACUGGGAUUCACUGUAUCCUUUUAAAAAAAAGUUUUAUGUCCUUGACUCUGACUGGAAAUAUCUGAUUCCUGGACACUUUUAUAGAUGACUGAGUUAUUGUGAGCUGCAGGCCAGGAGUUCUGGAUUUGAGUGAGUGGGAAUAAAGGAUCAGCCCCAGUGAGAUAAUUAAGUGAAGCAAGACAGUUUCUGGAAUUCCAUCAAGAAGGAGAGAAUCAGACUGAUUUGGUUGUGACAUGAGACUUGAAAACUGAAGACUUUGACAUUUGUUGAGUUCCUCCUGUGUAAUAAUCACUGCUAUCUUUCUGUUGAGUUAGGAGUCUAUAUUUUUAUUGAAAGUUAAAUAAAGAAAAAGUUUGCAGGA
Molecule: messenger RNA, 2013 nt
Organism: Hippopotamus amphibius kiboko
Lineage: Eukaryota; Metazoa; Chordata; Mammalia; Artiodactyla; Hippopotamidae
Gene: TRIT1
Product: tRNA isopentenyltransferase 1
Exons: 11
Coding region: 1-1404 (467 amino acids)
Biological process (GO): tRNA modification
Cellular component (GO): mitochondrion
Molecular function (GO): ATP binding; tRNA dimethylallyltransferase activity
Source: RefSeq, a predicted model, not a curated record